Molecule: messenger RNA, 614 nt
Organism: Ceratitis capitata (Mediterranean fruit fly)
Lineage: Eukaryota; Metazoa; Arthropoda; Insecta; Diptera; Tephritidae
Product: V-type proton ATPase subunit F-like
Exons: 2
Coding region: 92-472 (126 amino acids)
Biological process (GO): monoatomic ion transmembrane transport
Cellular component (GO): membrane
Molecular function (GO): proton-transporting ATPase activity, rotational mechanism
Source: RefSeq, a predicted model, not a curated record
UUUUUUAUGCCAUGAAGAAUUUAUCAACAGAUACGUAAAUGCAUAUUUUAUGCUUUUUAUGAAAAUUAAUAUUCUAUAACUUGCUUUUUAAAUGGCUAAAGCUCGUGCAUCGUCCAGGCGUUCCAUAAGUACUGAUACUAGGAUGCUUAUUGGAGUUAUCGCAGAUAUGGAAACAACAAUAGGAUUUUUGUUAGCAGGCAUUGGAGAGACUACUGGGUCGCAACAAAUGGAAAAAAACUUCAUGAUAGUGACGCAAGAAACUCGUAUCCAAGAUGUGGAAUAUUAUUUUACAUAUUUGUGCAUGCGCAGAAAUAUAGGAGUAGUUUUCGUGGCAAGUGAUGUUAGGAAAUUAUUGGCUCAAGUUAUAUCUCGCGUGACGAAGACUAUCCCAAUCAUUUUAGAAAUACCUACAAAAAAUACGAUUGUACAAUCUCUUGAUCACAAACAGCAAAUGCUCAAAAAAAUACAUUAAAAGACAUGAAUUCAACUUAAUUACAAAUAUCAUUUUUCAUAAAUCCAUUUAUUCUUGGGCUUAAUUUCUUGAUAAAUCAUCGGAGUAUGAGCAAAAUCCAAUCAAAGGAAAUACAAAACAGUAAAGAAAAAUUUUAUUACAA